Molecule: messenger RNA, 2057 nt
Organism: Thunnus maccoyii (southern bluefin tuna)
Lineage: Eukaryota; Metazoa; Chordata; Actinopteri; Scombriformes; Scombridae
Gene: jtb
Product: jumping translocation breakpoint
Exons: 6
Coding region: 436-882 (148 amino acids)
Biological process (GO): mitotic cytokinesis
Cellular component (GO): spindle; centrosome; cytoplasm
Source: RefSeq, a predicted model, not a curated record
UCUCUACCGGAAGUGUUAACUGUGUAAUUAGACACCACCUUGUCGGUCUCGGCUGCUGAUCGAUCCUGUUAACAGUCGGUGGAUUAUAUCAGAACCCCGUCAAACGGCAGCUUUAGCCCGUUUUCGGACAGUUUUUCUUUCUCCUGUCGCUUCCCGGCUUGAUGUUAAGAUGGCGGCUGUUUCAGCGGGUUCCGGUUUCGGCAGCCUUGAGACUUUAAACCAAAAAUGAACCCACAGUUCAGUUAGAUCAUCAUGUAAACAGACAAACAGACACUCAAAGAGAGACAAACAGAAACUCAGAGAGAGACAUAUAGUCAGUCAGACAUAUAGUCAGAUAGAUAGACAGACAGUCAGACAGACAGACAGACAGUCAGACAGACAGUCAGAGAGACAGACAUUGUGGCUGUGGUAUCGUCCUGGUGGAGGAGCAGGCUGAUGGAGAGCGACUGUCGGAUCCCCGUGGCGUGCUGUCGGCCUCGAAUCCUCGCCCUGCACGCCCUAUUCUGGGGCCUCGUGUCCCUCAGAGUGUUUGGAGCGGCUCUGCUGAGUGAAGAGAAAACUGCAGCAGCUGCGGUCGCCCCCUGCUGGCUGCUGGAGGAGUUCGUGGUGACGAUGGAGUGUUCUCAGUGCAACUCCUUCCAGACGAAGUCGUGGUUGGCCUGCGGACAGACGGGAUACGUGGAGAGAGUCAACUGCACCAAAUCCAACAAAGACGAGUACAAGAGCUGUCGCUCUGCAGUGAUGGAGGAACAUCUCUUCUGGAAGUUCGAGGCGGCCAUGUUGGCUCUAACGGCGCUCUUCGCCGUACUCGUGGUCAUCCGGCAGCGCUGGCUCGACCGCCUCGCCUCCGAGAAGGUCCGCCGCCAGAUCGAGUCCAUCUAGGACACCGGGACCAGGACCGGGUCCGGUUUUGAGCAGUAUUUUAACAUCACGUAGAGUUUAAAAGUGAUGUGGACUCUGAGAUCCAGCAGGGACCAGGACUAAAGAACCCUGCAGAGAACUCAACUGUUUUUAUUUUUUUCAUUUUCAACUUUAUUUAAAGAGAAGUCAGAAACGAGACGAGCAGCAGUGACACGGAGACUCUGAGCUGAUUUCACUUUUCCAUUUUCCUUCAUCAGUAAAUUAACUUCUCUAUCAAUAAUCAAUAAUAUCAGCUGUUGGAUUAUAUUCUCUGUAAUAAGUUCUACACGCAGCGUGAAACACGAGAAUAUAAAAAUGUCGACGUGAAUCUGAAGAUGACGUCAUGUUUAGAUGAUGAAAAUUAAUUAAAUGACCUAAAGCUGAUCCGCUUUGAACUGGAGGGUUUUAGGACCCUGAGGUUGUUGAAACACUUUAAAGAUAAACACUUCAAAAUGUUUUAAAAAGUUUAGUUUUUGGUUUCAGAUUUUAAAUUGUUGAAAUGUGAUUUUGUGAUCGAAGGAAAACGUAAAAAAGUGAAACAGAUCAGAAGGGAACCGGAUCGCUCUGAUCCUGGAUCCAGAAAAGAGUUGAACUCUUCCUUCACCUGAUUGGAUGGCGUCACUUCCUGCCGGGCUCUGAUUGGUCAAACUGAGAUUUGAACUGAACAGAUGUGACGGACUUGUUUUCCUCUGAAAUCUAGUUUGUGAAUAAAUCCGAUGGAGAGACGAAGUAGUUACAUCAUCAUCAUCAUCAUCAUCAUCAUCCUCAUCUAAACCUGCUGUGAUGUCAGAGAUGCGACUAAAUGUUUCAUUCAGCAGCUGAUAGUUAAAUGUCUGAGUGUCUGUGAACGCAGCGCCGGUUAAAACAGACGGAGGUUGAAAUUAUUUUCUGGUUUUGAUUGUAAAUACGUUUUGUUGUAUUUUUCUGUUUCAGAUGAAAUAAACUGAGCCAGAAUAAGUUUGUUAAAAACUGACCAACUGAAACAUGUUUGAGAUAAAAACUUUUAAAAUGUUAAAAAACUAAAAUAGAAAAAUCUGAAAAAACUAAACAAAGUUGAACAUGAAGCAUGAAACAAAUUUAAUUCAUGACUUUGUGUUUCUGUUCAACAUUUCAAUGAUUUUAUCUCUGAAGUUAAAGAAUAAACUGACUGUAUCUCA